Messenger RNA from Gallus gallus (chicken), 8502 nucleotides. It is a transcript of the gene GYG2, whose product is annotated as glycogenin 2. Gene Ontology annotation, molecular function: glycosyltransferase activity. The record is from RefSeq and is a predicted model, not a curated record. NCBI's taxonomy places the organism in Eukaryota, Metazoa, Chordata, Aves, Galliformes, Phasianidae. The coding region runs from base 3447 to 4772 and encodes 441 amino acids. The transcript is spliced from 9 exons. Gene Ontology annotation, cellular component: cytoplasm.
GGGGGAGCAGGCGAGCCGAGGCGGGCGGCAGAACUCGGUUUCCGCCCCGCUCGGCAGGCGCUCCGCGGCCGCACGAUGUCCGGUGAGUACCGGUGAGGCCCUCGCGGCGCCCGCUCGCCCCCGGCGUCCCACGGCACCGCACGGCGGUCCGGGCCCGGCGGGCUCCUCGUCCGGCUUGCCCCGACGGCGGAGCGGGAUCCCAGCGGCAGGCCGCGCUGCGAUUAGCGGCCCCGGAUUAGGGUUGGAGCCAUCUGGCUGGUGGGAGGAAAGGGCCCGAGGGGUGGGCGCCUGCUGCUGUCCCGCGUGUUGCUUGACCGGCCUGAGCCCGCCUAGGGCUUCCAGGGCGGCAGGGGCAGACAGAGGGGGACUCUGCUGCAAGGCUGCUUUAAAAGUUGUGUUGUGAGGAGAGUGGGGAAACUGGAGGUGUCCAACAGUACCAGUUAUGAAGUCCUCUGCCUUGUCCUGCCGACUGCUGUGUUUCUAGUCCUAGUAUUUCUUUUUCUCAGAACGUUAUGUUACCCUUUUGAUGUUACUCAUUUGCAUAUUAUUGUUGCGUUUGGUUUUUCACAGAGAUUGUUUAAUGUCUCCCGAGUAACAGAACUGCAGGGUCUUGACGCAGAAUGUAACUGUUCCUAACUGGAAGGUAUUUAACAAUGGCCACACCAAAUGAGAGAGAAGUCCUCGCUGUAGCCUGUCCUCAGGAGUCCUAAUCCUGCCUGGUGACAUUCAGUGCUGCUUUAGUAAUGGCUGGUAGAGAACCUGUGUUUGGAUCAGGCAGAACUUCAUGAGACCAUGAGAAAUACUGCGUGAUGUCAAACGUUGAUUUGUAUUCUCUGUGGAGGUAUUGGCAGUGCCAGCAUAAAACUCAUCGGCAGUGUAAAUGUUUCCUCUCUUGGACCCAGACCAGGGAAGUGUGGGAAUUAAUAGUGCCAGCUCAUUUGAUUACUAUGGGGAGAACUGCCUGUUUGCUGAAAAUCUGCAUAACAAUUUCUGAUGGUGGCUUAGCAUAGCUGUUUUCAUCGUUACUUGUUCUGCCUACUUGUAACGAAAUCCAUCCUGACUGCUUCUGCAGUCCCGGUUGCAGCUGGAGCAGAGCUUCCUGUUCCACAUUGCUCUGGUGAUUAAUGCUAAGUCAGAGGUCAGGAGACCUGUGACCAACAAGAGCGUGGUCAGCAGGUCGAGGGAGGUGAUCUUCCACCUCUGCCCUGCCCUGGUGAGACUGCGUCUGCCACACUGUGCCCAGUUCUGGGCUGCUCAGUUCAAGAAAAACAGGGCACUUCUAGAGAGAGUUCAGCGGAGGGCUGCAAAGAUUUCUAGGGGCCUGGAGCUUCUCCUGCGUGAGCAGUGGGGCUGUUCAGCCUGGAGAAGAGAUGGCUGAGAGGGGUUCCUAUCAACACUAAUAAAUAUAAAUAUUUGUAUAAGUGCAGGAGUCAAAUAGAUGGGGCCAGGCUUUUUUUUUCAGUGGCGUGCAGUGAUAAAACAAGGGGCAGUGGGCACAGACUGGAACAUAGGAAGUUCCCUAAAAACAUGAAGAGAACUUAUUUACUGUGAGGGUGACAGUGCCCUGGAACAGGCUGCUCAGAAAGGUUGUGGGAUCUCCUCUGGAGAGAUUUGAGAUCCACCCGGACACUUUCCCAUGCAGCCUACUGUAGGAAACCUGCUUUAGCAGGUGCUUAGACUUGAUCUCUAGGAGACCCUUCCAUCCCAUGUGGUUCUCUGAUUCUGUGACUUUAUCAUUGCAGCAGUCUAAUGCACCUUCGCAGAAGCACACCUUGGGGGGAGAUGCUUAGUGACCUGAUGUGGGAAAGGGAGUAGCAGAGAGGUGGGCUGGGCACAGCAGGCCUGGCCCGGGCUGUAGUGUGCCUGCCCUACGGAGAUGGCAGGUGCAGCAGAAGGGGAAAGUGAGACGAGAACAGCAGAUAGUAUCAGCGAGGAAUGUGGGAAAAUGUUGAGCCAGUGUUAGUUUGCAAGGCAGAGCACUCUGGGAACAUAAUCAGCCUAUUGGGGAUUUUUAGCUAUUUUAUGUACUCUUCUUUUUAAAAUGGCAUUGUGUUAUUUAGAGUAGCUUUGUAGGAAAGCUGUAGUAUAUGAGUCUGGCUCCCAUUGCAGUUUUGGAGUGGGCAACUUGGCAAACUGAAGUUGUUACUCUAGGAGCCACUGCUAGAACGCAUCUGUCAUUUCUCUAUCAAGAGACAGAAAUAUGUUUAUAAAGCUGUGUCAAUUGGAUUAUGAAACUUGGUUUGAAGCAGGUAGGUGUACGUGUUUCAUUUUGUGCUUAUUACUGAGUCACUCCUGCCUCUCACUGGUGUUUGAUCAUUCUCUGUCUCCCUUUUACUCUGACCAUCAAAGGGAGCACUGCUCGAUCUGCAUGCAGGUGUGGAUUCCAAGGUUUUUAUGCAGACCUAGAACUGGUUUUCAGGUCUGUUUAAUAAUCUUGCCUCUGGCAGCUCAGUCUGAGAUACUGCUGUGAGUAAGUAGCAUAAGAAGUUGGUGAUGUUGACUAAAAAGCUGUUACAAGUUUCACACAAAAUCACUCAGCCGAUUGCGGUUCACAUAACUUCGGUGAUUGAUUUUUACAGACCACUCUGCAACUUCGAUAGCAGCACAGAGAAGAUGGCAAAAAUAAUUUGCUUGAAAGUCUGACCUGUUCUGAGGAACUAUUGCCAGUGCCAACAGCUACUUCUAAAUUUGCAUCUCCGUGUUGCUGCGUGGUAAUCUAGGCAAGAGAAGUGAGCAGACUUGACUAUUCAUACAACAUAGUUAUACUGUGAUUCUAAUCGUACACAGACUUUUCUUGUAAUUCACAGAGUCGCCGUAGGGCUCCACAGCUUGAAAACAAUUUGCUUGAAAACAUAAUACUGUUCACACUGGGUGUUUCCUGUGAAAAAUCCUGGUGUCAUCCAGCACAAAAUGCUGAAAGCAAAGCUGCACUUGGCAGUGAAAAAAAGACAUAUAUAUAUACAUAUGUAUAGUCAUGGUGAAUUUUAAAUACCCACACCCUUGGCCUUCAAACGUGGAGGAUCAAAUAUUGCUGCUUUUGUAGCUUGAAAUCAGUGGUGAGUCCCUCAGUACAUUAAAUGUUAUGCAACGUUGCCCUUGAUUUCAUUUAAAUGGAGAUUUCAGGUGAAGAAUUUGCUUUCACAGCUUUGUAUGAGAAUCUGAUCUGUAGUUUUGACUUUUAGAAAUAAAAUAGUUACGGGGGCAGAGUUUCAAUGAAUAUUCUAAAGAAGGAAAUUCAAGUAACACUUAUUCCUCUUGAAAGCAUGGUAUGAGAUGAAGGACCAAGUAAUGAUAGAAUCUUUUGAUUCUAACCUUCCUGUAGAUCUUUAACAGAUACUUCUGCAUGAUUUUAAAAUUGUGAGCGUAUGCUUCUUGUUGCAUCAGUAAUGCUUUAAUGUUGCUUGGUUUCAGCCAGUAGUUUGAUUGUCUGUUUAAUUAACUUUACAAUGGUUUGCUGUAUUAAGAGGACCGUGAUAUGUAUCCUACAGCAGAUUCUCAGAAGAUUUGGCGAUUGGUUUCUUUUCCUUGUAACGGAUCAGGCCUUUGUGACUCUUGCUACUGAUGAUGUGUAUUGCCAAGGAGCUCUGGUUCUUGGACAGUCAUUGAGGAACCAUACGACAUCUAGAAAACUGGCAGUACUGAUUACACCAGAGGUUUCCAGUGGAAUGAGGUCUGUCCUGCGCAGCGUGUUUGAUGAAGUCACUGAGGUGGAUGCACUUGACAGUGCUGACUCAGUCCGUUUGGCUCUGUUGCAGAGGCCAGAGCUGGGUGUAACCUUCACCAAACUUCACUGCUGGACCCUUACUCAUUAUAGCAAAUGUGUGUUCAUGGAUGCAGACACCUUGGUGCUUUGCAAUGUUGAUGAAUUGUUUGAUCGAGAAGAGUUUUCAGCAGCUCCUGAUUCUGGCUGGCCUGACUGCUUUAAUAGUGGUGUAUUUGUUUUCCGACCUUCUUUAAAAACUUACAACUUGCUGCUCCAGUUUGCUGCUGAGCACGGCAGCUUUGAUGGGGGGGAUCAAGGCUUGUUGAAUAGCUUCUUCAGCAACUGGGCAACAGCAGAUAUUGGCAAACACUUACCAUUCAUCUAUAACUUAAGCAGUAGUGCGGUAUACUCCUACGUUCCUGCUUUCAAUCAUUUUGGUAGAGAUACCAAAGUUGUUCACUUCUUGGGAGCAACAAAGCCCUGGAACUACAAAUACAACCUUCAAACAAAGAGAGUUAUGCAAGAUGGCACCACCUCUGGAUCUUUCCAUCAGCUGUCAUUUCUUGCCCUCUGGUGGAACAUAUACAGUGCCAGUAUAUUGCCUUUGCUAGAAAAAUUUCAAAAGAUGGAAGAAUCAGAAUCUGAGGAAUGGAAGCAUACUUUCAGUGGAGUUGAAAUUACGCUGAAGAAGGUUGAUCCUUCUGUGGCCAAUUCUCUGCAAAUGCCUGUACUUCCAGAGCAGGCAUCUGAAGCACAUCCCACAGCAUGUUCCUCAGAGGAACUCACUUUCAAAGCUCAACCUGUAUACGAAACUGAACAACGUGGAUCUAGCAUUCAUCUCUCUGAGCCUGACAGACCUUCCAAGCAACAUGCUUCUCAUCCUGCAUUUCAGGAAACCUCUGAGCUGAAUGAGGUUACAUCUUCUGUUUCAGAGGUCUCUAUUCACCUCAAACCAGAAGAACCAAAUCCAGAAGAUGAACGCAGAAAAUGGGAGGAGGGGCGUAUGGACUAUAUGGGAAAAGAUGCUUUUGAGCAUAUCAAAAAGAAGUUGGACACAUUUUUACUCUAAGAUGAAGUGAACUGUAAUGACCAUCAUGAUGUUUCUUCUGUAAAUACAACCGUGAAUAUUUGGAUAUCUUUGUAGUUUAUUUGACACCAAAGCUGAUGGAAGACUAACAGAGAUAGACUCUUGUUUUGUUGUUUCUUUUUUUAAUGGUUAUCUGUGCCUCAACUUUAUUGUUCUCUCAUAGUGCCUUCUGACGUAUAAUGAAUGAUACUUUCUGAGUACGACACUCUCAUAUUUAUCAUUUUUCCCCACUGUUCUGCGUAAGUACUGCACAGGAAUAAUCGUAAGUGAAGUAUGUUGAAAGUUGAGCUUAUUUUACAGUACUCUUGCCUCUUACAAGAGGCUACAAAAACUUCUUAAAUUUUUUUCCUUGAAGCCAAGUUAAUGAUUUCAAGGGCAACCAUGGUGUAGACUUCAAUGUGAGAGGAAAGUAAGAAGAUGAAAUUCUGGCCUCAUAUAAAUCUGUGACAAAACCUUUUCAUUUAAGUAUAAUUAGGUAUAGAGUAAAUCAGGACUUCAAGAUCACUACUGGAUACUCUUCCUGUUUUAAAUGAAAACUGCUCAAGUAGCAGUGUGAUGAAAAGAUGUCUUAAGACCGUCUUAAGACAGACUGAAAAUGUGUAUUAACCUUUUAUAUUGUUGCUGUAGGAUACUAUUCAUGCAUAUGGGGUUUUUUAAUAUAUGUUAACUUUUACUUCCGUAUUCCGUGUUGCAUAGUUAGAGGAAGAAAUGCUGACUGACACUAUGGUAUAAACCUUUCUGGUGCUUUACAUUAAUUUGUUUACAGUGCUCUGACUGCAGUUGACAAAGGCAUUCUUCUCAUUUAGUAUGGUUGCUCCAGUUUGAGUGCAACUGAAAACAGUUAGUUCUUGUUUUAGUAAACAGGCCCUUUGAAGAUCUUUUAAACAAUAGCUGCAUGUGGGAACUAAAAAAUCAGAGUGUAGUUUCAGAUAAAUCUAUUGAUGAGAUUCCAUUAUAUUAAGUGUACUUAGAGGAAUUGCUUUGUGAAUUUUGAGUCUUUAAAUAUGAGUGAUCUUGGCAAGUUUUUAUUAACAAACAAGAAGAAAGAAACACUUUCAAAGAAAGAAGCUUGAUAGACAUGCUAAUAUGGUAACAGACUUGAUACAGUUAUGCAUAAUGCUGCUGAGUCUUAGAAUGAGAAUUCUGCAGUGCUGAUGGAGGAUCUGAAAUGUAUUCCAGCUUUGAUUUGUCACCAAUUUUGGUACAGAUGAAUUAAAUGAAAUAACUUGUGAAUUCUGUUUAACAGCCAGUUGUGUAAUGUUAAGCAUCACAGAAUCAUAGAAUGGCCUGGGUUGAAAAGGACCACAGUGAUUCAGUUUCAACCCCCUGCUAUGUGCAGGGUCGCCAGCCACCAGACCAGGCUGCCCAGAGCCACAUCCAGCCUGGUCUUGAAUGCUUCCAGGGGUGGGGCAUUCACAACCUCCUUGGGCAACCUGUUCCAGUGCGUCACCACUCUCUAUGUGAAAAAAUUCAUCCAAAUAUCUAUUGCUGUAGAUGUUCAUGAAUAAAAAGGUGAGGUAGGAGAGAAGGAAUUUUUUUUCUUUCUCCAUCAAAAAAGGUUGAAAAGAAGAGGAAUAACUUGCACAAAUUAGGAAAGGAACAAGAGUCAGAAGGUCCCUUGAAGGCAGAAGAGUGAUCUGAGUUUUUUAAAGUUGAUUCCUACUGUUUAUGAUAGUGGCAUUACUUCUGGGACUGUUUCUGAUUUGUCAAAUUCUUUAUUUCUCAUUUAUUUUGAGUACUCCUAAGGUGAGAAUUAUGGGUCUCUCUCUGGUUGGUCUCUUGAAGUUGAGCUUCUAGUUGGAAUUAGGUAUUUAAAGUCUCCAAAGUUGAAGAGAAAGACAUCCAGAAGAUGAUUCUUAUCAAUUUUUCCAUUAGUCGCAAAAUGACCCAUGAUAAAUUGCUUCCCCUUGGCAGGUAACCUUUAUAUGAAAAUAUAAAGGCAGGCACUUUCUACAUCUUGUUUUGUGUGUCCCAGUGCAGCACUACGUGGAAAUUACACUAGCUGCAGUGUAAUGGCAUUUGAUCUGCUAAUUAUCUCUAUUUCUUAUUGAAGUAACUUGUGCACUUCUGAGAAAGUCUUCCAUUUUAUAAGAAUUAUUGCUAAUACAAUUCAAACUGUUUCUGAAAACUGGAUACAACAGUAGGCAACCAUGUGAACUCCUGUUUCAUGCAGCUGUAAUUCUGCAGUAACUACUAGAUCUUACUGGGUACAUUAGUAUAGAUUAUGGGGAAAAAAUUACUAAUGUGAAAUCUAUAAUUUAAAAGCUUUAAAAUAGACAUAUGACUGUAGUAAAAGGAGCUGUUAUGGAACACAUUGGUAGGUGUUAAGAUGUAGAAUGGCAUCGUGUGUGGAUUAUGCAAUGUUUUGCAAAGAAAUGUAGCAGACUAAUGUUGUGGAAAUAAAGUAGAAGUGGAAAGGACAUACGAAGUUGUGCUCAUGGAAUGAUGCAUGGUUACAGAUUAUAUUGUGCCAGGAUGUGCCAUUUGUGACUGAUUGGUUAUUUUAAUGGUUGUUUUUUUUUUUUCAUUUUAUUAAAUUGCUUGUCAGACAUUCACACCACCAGCAAACUAGAAUUAGGAGGCGCACAUUACAAUGCUACAGACGUGUAAUAGAAGCAUUAGAAUCUUUCUUGAAUUAGCACCGAAGUAGUUGAGUUACUGUUUCCCAGAAGAAUAUAACUGUGCUUAAAAACUUUGCUCAAGCUUUUGUGCAUUGUCUUCAUUCAAGAAAUCAUUUACAAAUAAUGUUGUAUCUUAGUGGAUUCUUGCACAGUAAUGCCACCAGAGGGAGAGAAGGGAGAAACUUUUCAGUUUAUCCAGAAUUUGCAUGUGCUGUGCUUUGAGCAGCUCCCUUUGAUCUUUACGGACAUCAUUCUACAAUUGUGAGGCCACAAGCAGGUUUGGAGAGUGUCACAGGCAGCACGUUACAAACUCUGUGGAUCAUGGCAAAGUCAAAACAUGACUUGGAAAUCGAGUUCAAACUAAGCCUCACCCAGAAUUUCUUACACAUUAAAGUGUGGGUAGCCUCAGGUACUUCUAGGGUCAAGAAAUGUAAGAAAAACAAACUUUCUGUCGGCACCUCUGGUCCCUAAAGAUGAAUGUCAGUUCAGGCCCUGGUGACCCAAGAAGCAGCUGUAAGGGUUUGGAAGAGCCGAACUCUGUCCUGGUGUAGUGUGGGAGACGGGCUGAGUUCAAAACAAAAUAUGCUUAUUUUCUCUUCUUCUGUCCUGGGCUUAAUUAUUUACAGCAAGACUUAAAAGGUAGUUUUAUUUGCAAAAUUAUUGAGUGCUCUUCAUAUAAUAAAGAGGACAUAGUGUGGGUGAGCCACAAGGAAAAUUCUUGACAAUCUUAGACGAGUGGGUUAAUGCACUUUCCAAGCCUACUGGAAAAGGAGGUGGUUGUUCUUGUAAUGUCCCUGCUUACUUCGUGGUGUCUUGGGAGGACAUUUCCACUUGGUUGUUCUUUUGAGAAAGAAGAGUUUUCUUUGUCUCUCUGGCUCAAUCAGCUCACAUGAGUUAUGUCUUGUAAAGCUGAUACUUGGGGGGAAAAAAAACACACUUCUCUGCAGUGAUUUUCCUGUCUAAGAAUCUGAGGCUGGCCUAGUAGCAGGUGGCUUUAUACAUCUGCGUGCUUCUGAAAAUCUCCACUUGUUCAACAGAAAUAAGUCUGCCUAUUUGUUCCUUAAUAAAUUCUGUUGUUUUGCUGAGCUAAA